UGCAGAUACACAGUGCAUACAUAGUAGUGCACACAUACGGAGUACUGUAUAUGUAGUUAGCGACUGGACUGGUUGGCCCUAAGCUCACCAACUGACUCGACACCAGCCGAGCUGGCAAUGGACGCUGCAAACCCUUUCUUCUGCUGGAGCAUGCUAGCAAUCUGCCAGGGCGAUUGUUGCUCCGAACUUGAUCCUAGGCUUCUCCUAGCUAGUCCGCCUAUGAAAUAGUAGCCCAUCGUUUCGGGGCAAACGCCGCCGCUAUGACAUAACUCUCUCUGGAAAAAUAAUAAUAAUAAAGAAGUCCCCGCGCUGCCAAACCAAUUCCCAGGUGUCGGGAUUCCCUCAGGUUAGCUAUAAAUUAGUUAGACUUGCAACACCUCGAACUCUGUCCCGCCGCCCGCCACUCAUCAGCAAAAACCUAUCCCACCGACUGACUCUCUUGCACCCCAUCUUCCUGAUAAGCAAUAGGGCAUUAAAACAAAAGAGGCCUCUUUCUUUCUUUGCUUUUGGCUCACUUAUGCCAUUUUAAUUCUAAUAUUUUCUCCUCGGAGUUUCCGAUCUCGCGUGAAAUUCGGAUCGCACACGGGAACAUGGAGGUGGACAGCGAGAGGGUCUCUGACCGCAGCAGGGUCGAGGUUGAUGAAUCUUCUGCAGAAAACAGAGCCACACUGAGUGAGGAACUGCUGGACUUUACCGAAAGUCUCCAUUCCUCCAUCGUCAGUUACGAAUGGAAAAAUGGCCGACGGUAUCGGGAGGGAAACUACAAAUUCCCCAACGACGAAAGGGAACAGGAUCGGCUCAACCUCAUCCAUUAUGCCAUUUACUAUCUGUGCGACGAGAGAUUUUUCUUGGCACCGAUCAACCCGGAUGGAAAGAGGAUAUUAGAUAUAGGCACGGGAACGGGCAAGUGGCCGAUUGAAAUGGGGGAUUUAUAUCCAUCAGCAGAACUGACUGGAGUCGAUUUGAGCCCGAUACAGCCACGAUGGGCGCCGCCGAAUGUCAAAUUUAUAGUCGAGGAUCUUGAGCAGGAUUGGGUAGAAACGGAAUUAUACGACUUCAUACACUGCCGGUACAUGAUGGGAUCGAUCAAAGAUUGGCCACGACUGGUGAAGAAGUUUUAUGAACAUCUAAAACCCGGCGGCUGGGUCGAAUUCAAAGACUCCACAGCCACCGUAUUUUCCGAAGACGGCACUGUCACACCCGAUUACAAAGUAGUCGAAAUGCUUCGGAAUCUACGGUUGGCGUCCGAAAAGAUAGGCAUAAACAUGGACCAUGCGCCGUUGCUCAAGGGCUGGAUGGAACAGGCCGGAUUUACCAACAUCGAGCAGCGCGUAAUGAGGUUACCUAUAGGCACGUGGCCGAAGAAUAGACGCUUGAAACUUAUCGGGGCAAUGAUGGCGUCGCAUUAUCUCGAGGUGGAGGCCUUCACGCUCAUUCCAUUUAUAGAGAUAUUGGGCUGGAGUCCGGCGGAGGUUGAGGAACUGAACGCGCAGGUCCGCGCUGCUGUGCAGACGAAGGGAGUCCAUCCACUGCAUAACUAUUACGUGGUUUGGGGUCAAAAACCGGCAAUGUAAACGGGAUAAACAGAAAAAUAAAUAAACAAAAGCAAAAAAGAAAAAGAAAAAAAGAAAAAAGA
Blastomyces dermatitidis ER-3 is the source of this 1636-nucleotide messenger RNA. RefSeq lists its product as uncharacterized. Gene Ontology annotation, molecular function: methyltransferase activity. The record is from RefSeq and is a predicted model, not a curated record. Bases 591 to 1574 code for a protein of 327 amino acids. NCBI's taxonomy places the organism in Eukaryota, Fungi, Ascomycota, Eurotiomycetes, Onygenales, Ajellomycetaceae. The transcript has 11 exons.